Messenger RNA from Penicillium malachiteum, 858 nucleotides. Its product is annotated as ankyrin repeat domain-containing protein. Gene Ontology annotation, molecular function: protein binding. The record is from RefSeq and is a predicted model, not a curated record. Gene Ontology annotation, cellular component: cytoplasm; nucleus. NCBI's taxonomy places the organism in Eukaryota, Fungi, Ascomycota, Eurotiomycetes, Eurotiales, Aspergillaceae. Bases 1 to 858 code for a protein of 285 amino acids. The transcript is spliced from 3 exons.
AUGUCAUUCACAAAACUUGCCCCACAAAUACUCUUACAAAUUGCGUCUUGGAUUGACAUCGAGUCUGACCUUGCGUCUCUUGCUCAAGUCAACUGUGAUUUUUACAACACGCUCAUCGCAGAGCUUUACCUGCGUAAUGCAAAGAAUCCAGAAAAAUCAGCCAUUCUCAUUGCAGCUGCUACUGGGAAUUUUUCUACAUUGAAGAAGGCACUUCAAGCAUGGAAAGUUGCCAGGGGCCCCGCCGAAUUGCUGACUUCAGAGGCAGUAAAGGUGCUUUUGGAGUAUGGAGUGGAUCCAAAUGAAAGGGACCAUGGCAAGCGCACAUCACUCAAGGCGGCGAGCACACGUGGACGUACAGAGGUAGUUAAGAUACUCCUGGCGCAACCAAACAUUAAAGUGAACGCGUACGACCGCGAUAAAGGUACUCCAAUAAUUGGCGCCGCAAGAAAUGGCCACGCAGAGAUUGUGAAGAUGCUACUCUCAGCUGGUGCGUUUGCAGGCUGUGUGCGCAAGGAAGGGCAGGGCCCUCUUCAUUCCGCUAUCGGGAAUAAACAGCCUGAGCUGAUGGCAGCCCAGGCGAACAGAGAGGAUUUGGUGGAAAUUUUGCUUACGGAUAAGCGGAUAAUUCCGGAUUUGACAGUCAGCCACAUGGGCCAGACACCGUUGUUAGAGGCUGCAAUGAAAAACAAUGAUGCCAUGGUUCGACUUUUACUUGAGGCUGGGGCAAAUAAGGAGAUCCAAGAUUCUACAUUUCUUUCGCCUGCUCCGUUGCUUGAUGCUCCAAGUGCAGAGACUCGCUAUAAGCUCACCCGAGAUCGAUUGUUGAUGCUUUCGAAUCCGCAGUUGCCUGAAGACUGA